AUGGGCGUCCUUGGCCGAGUUGUUAAGGUCGUUGACUUCAAACCACUUGUCCCACACCGCUAUGGGUUCAAAUUCCGCAAGGAACUUUGGACUCUUUCACGUGAGAAAGCUAUCUACUGUGUCCAGCUAGCUUAUGGAACGUCGAUUCCAGUGACAGGAACACAUGGAAAAAUAGAGGAUAGAUCGACCUUAUCGAAAGGAAUAGAAUAUGGACAAAACAGACAGUCUGAUUCUGAACCAGAGAUUAGAUGUAUUGAAGGAGAAUCUUGGAAACUUGGAAGAAGAUUGGUGGAAUGGGAGGUUCUGUUCGAAAAUUUACGGUACUGUAAAAACUGUCGCUUAGGGCCAGUAACACUGUCAGUCAAAACAAUAAGAGGCGAACUUCAAAAAGGUCUGUCUGGUUAUUUAUAUGUCGAAUGUCAAAAUUGCUGUUUUGUGAAUACUGCAGCCUAUGGAAAAACACAUAGAACAUCCAAGAAGCAAGGAAUGCCAUGCUUUGUUGUGAACACCAAGCUUGGAACAGCCAUGAUUGAUAGUCUAGGUGGACCAAGGCGUGUUAACAACAUGUUGGCAACAUUGAAUCUGAAAACAGUCUCUGAGACUAAUUUGAAAAAGAUGGAAAAGAGGGCUGGUGUUGUUUUAGAGAAAGUUUCAACAGAGUCGGCCAACGCUGCAGCUGAUGAGGCAUAUAGACUUGAAAUGGAGUGA
This is a messenger RNA of Ruditapes philippinarum (Manila clam), 708 nucleotides long. RefSeq lists its product as uncharacterized. The record is from RefSeq and is a predicted model, not a curated record. The transcript is spliced from 4 exons. Lineage: Eukaryota; Metazoa; Mollusca; Bivalvia; Venerida; Veneridae. Bases 1 to 708 code for a protein of 235 amino acids.